Molecule: messenger RNA, 1748 nt
Organism: Micropterus salmoides (largemouth bass)
Lineage: Eukaryota; Metazoa; Chordata; Actinopteri; Centrarchiformes; Centrarchidae
Exons: 5
Coding region: 235-1170 (311 amino acids)
Source: RefSeq, a predicted model, not a curated record
GUGAGAAAGCAAAUGAGGUGAAUAACGGCAGCAGGGAGAGCAGUAGGAGAGCGGCUCAUUCAGCUGAGCGUUAGGAGAGACACGUUACUAAUGUUAUUUUAAACGGGUUUUUAUUGGUAAGAGUGUGUUUCCUUUACAGCCACGCAGAGGGAACGAUUGGAGUAUGAAGAUGAAACAUGAAGGAUUUCAGAUGGCAACAGAUCCCUGCACUCCAAGCAGCAACCUCUGCACAGAAUGACAGCAGGCCUUUUAGGUAAAAGUUCCGGGAGGUGGCGGAGAGGAUGGUGUGCCUCAGCGACAAAGAGGUUUUCAUCUAAUCAUGCACUGAAGGCUCUGGUUCCCACCCUCUGCCUGGUGGUGGUGGUGAUAUAUGGCUUGGCUGACAAACUCAGAAACUUUGUGGCCGGCAUCUUCAUCCCUCAGUAUCACUACCCGUAUGCAGUGGCUCUCUGCUUUGCCCAGGUUCUGGUUACUCUCUUAGUCUUAAAUCUCCUCCACAUCCUGGACCUGGUGCCUCUGAAGCCCUACUCCAGGUCCCUUGGUGAGAGGGUGCUGGUGCCUGCUAUCUGUAACGGCGUCCAUGCUGUGCUGGGCAUGUGGGCCAAGGCCAGAAGCUCGUACGUCGGCUUCUACCACCUUUCCCUGCCUCUGCUGCCAAUAGUAACUGUGGGCUUUGGUUUCUCCCUGAAGCUGGCCCCGCCACCAUCUACCCACAUCUCUGUUCUGAUUUCCAUCAUGAGUGGGACAUCUUUUGUCAUCACAGCCUCCCAAGGGUUGGCAGAUAUCGAGCCUCUGGAGUACGUGUAUGCACCUCUGGCUCUAAUCCUCCACAGUCUUUCUUUGACUUGGCUGGCUAAAGUGUCUGAGGCAGAGCGCCAAAACACCCCUGAUGCCCAAGCCUCCAUUUUUGACAUCUACUACAACCAGCUGGUCAACCAGUGCUGGGUGCUGGGCCUCCUGUGGAUGCUGCACCCGGACAGUCCCUGGCAGGUGUUGAGUCAGGGCAGCUGGCACAACCUGCUCUUCCACGGCUACCUGUUCGCUAUUCUCCUGCUGGGGAUGCUACUGAACUUCCUGGUCGGUAUAUCUGCUCUGUCUGUCUCACCUCUUGCUGCUGCACUGCUAUACUCUGCAAGGCAGAUGGUACAGCCGUUCCUCCAGAUUUUGUAGUUUCGAAAGGACUGAGAAAAAUGAUUGACUGUUGUGCUGUGUCAACGUGACAUGCACACCGACAGGCUGAUUAAAUUACACAGCCAAUCCACACCACUGACCACAGUGUCACUUUAUUCUGUGGGGAAUAACAGGUAAUCCGUCUUUCUUCUGUUCACAGUAACAUGACCUGUGCUACUGAGGCACUUGGUCAUAUUGCAAACAUAAAACAUUUUCACUUGGGUCCAAAUGUCUAAACAAAAAACAUUUUUUAUUGUAGUCUUUUUUUUGUAAAUAUAAAGCUUUACUGAGUUGACAGUGUAUUUAUUCAAGAUUACAUCAUUUGGAAAUCACUUUCAGAUUGCUCACAUUGUUGUUGCAUGCAUACUAUCUGUACAGUGGCCCUGAGAACCAUUUCUGUAUUUGGUUGUGUUUUCUUACUUGCACUGUUUUGUUCUAAAUGUGGCGCAUGUGUUGUCAAAUUGGGGAAAAUGUUUUCUUCAUUUGCUUGUGUUUUGUCUAUUUGCAUGUAUUAAGUUGCAGUGCUUUGAACUCUUAGGGUCAACAUACCCUUAAUACAUCUUACCUCUUUCUGCAAU